Messenger RNA from Ctenopharyngodon idella (grass carp), 2327 nucleotides. RefSeq names its product tyrosyl-tRNA synthetase 1 (gene yars1). The transcript is spliced from 14 exons. The coding region runs from base 96 to 1685 and encodes 529 amino acids. Gene Ontology annotation, biological process: tyrosyl-tRNA aminoacylation. NCBI's taxonomy places the organism in Eukaryota, Metazoa, Chordata, Actinopteri, Cypriniformes, Xenocyprididae. The record is from RefSeq and is a predicted model, not a curated record. Gene Ontology annotation, molecular function: ATP binding; tyrosine-tRNA ligase activity; tRNA binding.
UUUUAUUAUGAAAUACGUGAUGAAAUCUUGUUUUAACCGGAAGAGCCUGUCACCGGCACACACGUUUCUCAGCAAUAACCGAAGCAGCAGACAUCAUGGGAGAGCAGCUGAGUCCUGAUGAGAAGUUCCAGCUCAUCACCAGGAACCUUCAGGAGGUUCUUGGUGAGGAGAGGUUGAAGGAGAUCCUGAAGGAGAGGGAAUUGAAGGUUUACUGGGGAACAGCAACCACAGGCAAACCCCAUGUGGCUUACUUUGUCCCCAUGUCAAAGAUCGCUGACUUCCUGAAGGCGGGCUGUGAGGUGACCAUCCUCUUUGCUGAUCUCCACGCCUACCUGGACAACAUGAAGGCUCCCUGGGAGCUGCUGGAGCUCAGGGUGAAGUAUUAUGAGCAGAUCAUUAAGGCCAUGUUGGAGAGCAUUGGAGUUCCCCUUGACAAACUCAAAUUUGUCAAAGGCACAGACUUUCAGCUCAGCAGAGAAUACACUCUGGAUGUUUACCGACUGUCAUCCAUGGUCACUGAACAUGAUGCAAAGAAAGCAGGUGCUGAGGUGGUCAAACAGGUUGAGCAUCCUCUUCUGAGUGGUCUGCUGUAUCCUGGACUACAGGCACUGGAUGAGGAGUACUUAAAAGUAGAUGCUCAGUUCGGGGGUGUGGAUCAGAGGAAAAUAUUCACAUUAGCAGAGAAGUACCUGCCCUCUCUUGGGUACACCAAACGUAUCCACAUGAUGAACCCAAUGGUGCCUGGACUGACCGGGGGAAAGAUGAGCUCCUCUGAGGAGGAGUCCAAGAUUGACCUGCUGGAUAAGAACCAAGAGGUGAAGAAGAAGCUAAAAAAGGCAUUCUGUGAGCCUGGAAAUGUUGAGAAUAAUGGAGUUCUGUCCUUCGUCAAGCAUGUGCUUUUCCCGCUGCAUUCAGAGUUUGUGAUUAAAAGAGAUCCAAAGUGGGGUGGCGACAAAGUCUACACUGACUAUGAGGAAGUGGAGAAGGACUUUGCUGCAGAGGAAAUCCAUCCUGGUGACCUGAAGGCUUCAGUAGAGUUAGCUCUUAACAAGCUGUUGGACCCCAUCAGGAAGAAGUUUGAAACCCCAGAGUUGAGGAAACUGACAACAUCAGCUUACCCAGAGCCCUCUAAAAACAAAGGAGGAGCGAAGGGCAACCCUAAACAAACCGCAGAUGAGGAGGAGGUCAUCCCAUCCAGACUGGACAUCAGAGUAGGCAAAGUCAUCAGUGUAGAAAAGCAUCCAGAUGCAGACUCGCUAUAUUUAGAGAAGAUUGAUGUGGGGGAGGAACAGCCACGGACUGUAGUGAGUGGACUGGUGGCCUACAUCUCCCAGGAGCAGCUUCAGGACCGUCUUGUAGUGUUGCUUUGCAACCUAAAGCCCCAGAAGAUGAGGGGGAUUGAAUCCCAGGCUAUGCUGCUCUGUGCUUCAAUUGAGGGAGAGCCCAGGAAAGUGGAGCCUUUGGAUCCACCAGAAGGAUCAGCACCAGGAGACCGUGUUUUUGUAGAAGGUUAUGAAUCUGGCAAACCAGAUGAUGAAUUGAAACCAAAGAAAAAGGUGUUUGAGAAGUUACAGGUGGAUCUGAAGAUCUCAGGCGAGUAUGUUGCACAAUGGAAAGAGCAGAAUCUGAUGACCAAACUAGGACAGAUUACCUGUAAAACACUGAAAGGUGGAAAUAUUAGCUAGACCGUCUUCACCAUUUUUCUUAAAAUCUUCAAAGCUUGAGUUUCCAUGACAGCCCAAUAUCCUCAUGACAAUUACACAGUGUCAGGUGUUACUCAUCAUAGCCAUCAAGAACUGCUAACUGACUCUGAUGGAAAAACAAAUGGCUUAUAAUGCCAUUAUUUAAUUUCUACUGUCUCAUUUAGCCAUAUCAACCUGUAAAUGAUUUAAUAGCACACAAUUACUGCAGCAGAAUACAUAUGGGUAUCGUCUAUGCUUUACAUUGCAUGUAUUGCCGUCCAAGAUGUUUUACGCAUUAAGUACUGCAGUAAAUAAUAUCAUGCUCAUUUGUUUAAAUGACAAAUGAAGAAUCUUGCAGGAGUUCAUCUGUUGUCCUCAAACUCAGGUCUUCCUGUGGUGCCAUUUAUGGAAAUAGAUCACUGCUUACAAUGAUCAGUCUCCAGUCUGACAAUUUUUAAACUAUUUAAACAUCAAUGGAAACGGUUCAGACAUGAACAAUCUACAUACAUAAACUGUUAUAGGUAAAUAUUUUAGGAUCAGUGUAGCUUAGUUCACAAGGAAACACCUCAAAUUUCAUGCAAUGUAACAUUCAGAACUCAUCUAAUGUUAACCAAACUCACUGAAAUAAACGAUGAUUCAUAACCA